Auanema sp. JU1783 is the source of this 1488-nucleotide messenger RNA. The record is from the annotation of a GenBank genome assembly. NCBI's taxonomy places the organism in Eukaryota, Metazoa, Nematoda, Chromadorea, Rhabditida, Rhabditidae.
AUGGCCAGUGAAAUGAGCAGGGCCACAAACUAUUGCUGCGAAUGUGCAGUCAGUCAGAGUAGAUGUAGUGCCGAUACUUGUCCAUGUGUGGCUGCUCGAAAGACAUGCGAUGAGCAUUGUGAGAGUACCAGAUAUCGUGGAGAUUGUUUGAAUCAAGCAAUAUGCAAAUGUUCCUGUGAAGUUGAUCCAGCCAAGCCAGCCAAGAAUGCUUGUAUGAAGAAUGAACGAUGUGAUUGCCUCAAGAUGAAAGAAGGAUGUAGUAAAUUAUGUGCUUGUAAACAAAUAUGUAAAAAUAAGGAACCUCCAAAAAAAAUAAUAAAAGUUCCCAAACCGGAGCAGGGAUGUCAAUGUGCGAAGAACAAGAAGAUGUGUGUCAAGAAAGAAUGCCCAUGUCGAUCUGUUUAUGAGUUUUGUUCCAGCAAAUGUCGUUGCUGUGGUGAUUGUACAAACGGAGCUGCAAAAUUUGCGAUUCCUAAGCAUGUUCAACAAUGUUUUUUGGAACAUAAACAUGAAAGCAGCGGUUUAAUUGUCACUUUAAUAGGCGAAGAUUAUAUUUAUCGAGGAGAUUUCUUCCAUGACUCAAAAGCUGAGCCACAUGUGGAAGAGCAGUUAUUAGUCGCUUUAUUCGAUUUAAUUUCCAAAUAUAGUAUAGAUUUGUACGAAAUCACAAUCUUCGUCUCAAAAUCUCCUUGUUUCCAUCAGGAUUGUGAGCCGAAAUGUGAAGUUGUUGAUGAAUGUAAGAGUAAUAAAUCAUGUGCAAAGCUAUUGGGAUUGUUAUUAAGCAAAAUACGAAAAGAAAUCAAGAAAGUUGAUGUGAAGAUGACAAUCAAGUUCCUUUAUCCACACUUGAAUCGAGGUGAUUUGUAUACGAAGCAAGGAAUACUUUGUAUGCUCCAAGCUGGAAUAAAGGUUGAACCUUUACUCAUGAAAGAUUGGUGUGCCAUCAUGGAUUGGUCUCCGAACGUUGAUCACAAAGGAGAUUACCUUCAGUUAUGGAAUAAUCAUCACUUAGACAAGGCGGUAGCACAGUCACAGUCUUUCAUAAAUGAAUGUCGACGAGCACUCGGCCUCUCCAUGAAAUUCUGGGUAGCAGAAAUUCAUGAAAUUGUCAAAAAUACUAUUCUUCACUUCUCUGAGCUUCGUCUGAAGUGUGGCGAUUUGAACGAUGCUCUAAAGCAGCUCGACUUAACAGCAACUCCGCACAAGAUCCGUUCAACUCCAUCUAAACGACGUUCCUUCAUAGAUCUGUUGGAAUUACGCGAUAAACUACUUCGAGGAUCAACGGAAAGCAAAAAAACCGGAAGUCAUGUGUCAGUAGCCAGUGAAGAUGCUCAAGCUCAAGCUAUGGUAGCUUCCUUCUGUGGACGAUCAUUUGAUGAUUGUGAAACAGAUGAAAUAGCUCAAAGAAUUCGAAGAGCAACUGCCAAUAUUAAUUUGGAAAUUGAGACAUUAAUGGAAUUCCUAACACAUAAAGGAGCAAUAUCUUAA